Molecule: messenger RNA, 801 nt
Organism: Balaenoptera musculus (blue whale)
Lineage: Eukaryota; Metazoa; Chordata; Mammalia; Artiodactyla; Balaenopteridae
Product: homeodomain-interacting protein kinase 3-like
Exons: 2
Biological process (GO): peptidyl-serine phosphorylation; peptidyl-threonine phosphorylation
Cellular component (GO): cytoplasm; nucleus; PML body
Molecular function (GO): ATP binding; protein serine/threonine kinase activity; protein tyrosine kinase activity
Source: RefSeq, a predicted model, not a curated record
AUGUGGCGAUGCAGGUUAAAUUUCCUAGAAGGCCCCCAGAGAUGUGGAUUGAAGCGCAAGAGUGAGGAGUUGGAUAAUCAUAGCGCAAUGCAGAUUGUCGAUGAGUCGUCCAUACUUCCUGCAAUGUUGCAAACCAACAUGGGAAAUCCAGUGACAGUUGUGACAACUACCACAGGAACAAAACAGAAUUGUACCACUGGAGAAGGGGACUAUCAAUUAGUACAGCAUGAAGUUUUAUGCUCCAUGAAAAAUACUUAUGAAGUCCUUGAUUCUCUUGGUGGAGGCGCUUUUGGCCAGGUAGUGAAAUGCUGGAAAAAAGGGACAAAUGAAAUUGCAGCAAUCAAAAUUUUGAAGGACCGCCCUUCUUAUGCACGUCAAGGUUAGAUAGAAGUGAACAUAUUAGCAAGGCUCAGUACUGAAAAUGCUGUUGAAUAUAACUUUGUACGAGCUUAUGAAUGCUUUCAGCACCGUAACCAUACUUGUUUAGUCUUUGAGAUGCUGGAACAAAACUUGUAUGACUUUCUGAAACAAAAUAAGUUCAGUCCUCUGUCACUAAAAGUAAUUCGACCCAUUCUUCAGCAAGUGGCCACUGCGCUGAAAAAAUGGAAAAGUCUUGCUUUAAUUCACGCAGACCUCAAACCAGAGAAUAUUAUGUUGGUGGAUCCUGUUCGACAGCCGUACAGGGUUAAAGUAAUAGACUUUGGGUCGGCCAGUCACGUAUCAAAGACUGUUUGUUCAACAUAUCUGCGAUCUCCGCACUACAAGGGACAUGGGGACUGUGACACAAAUGACAACGAGUAA